Molecule: messenger RNA, 4148 nt
Organism: Amblyraja radiata (thorny skate)
Lineage: Eukaryota; Metazoa; Chordata; Chondrichthyes; Rajiformes; Rajidae
Product: chitin synthase chs-2-like
Exons: 19
Coding region: 766-3894 (1042 amino acids)
Biological process (GO): chitin biosynthetic process
Cellular component (GO): cell periphery; cell septum
Molecular function (GO): chitin synthase activity
Source: RefSeq, a predicted model, not a curated record
UACAAAUGAUACCUGCAUCGUAGUUGUAACCAAAGAGCAUAGAGCGGAUCUAUGAUCUUUGGCAGGAACUCACUCAAUUGCACGACUGUUACAUUGACAUGAGCUCUUGCUCUCAUCAGCCAUACUUGACACUUGGAAGGACUGCCGACCCAAAAUGGACAAUUCCACAAAAAGCAAAGAAGAAAUUGAGUCAACUUGGGAUUUAUUUAAUCUCCAUAAAGUCCGGGAUGAAGAGGAAAGUCAAACGACGUUGAUGGGAGUAGUGAAGUUCCUUUGCUGCUUGAGCCUUGGACUCCUUGUUCUGGGUCUUGCCUUCCUUAGCAGGGUUUCACUUCUGCUGCUAAUUUCGGCCACAAGCGAUGGUUCAGUACACUUCACCAACAAGCCCUUCAGUCACUUAAUCCUUGGCUGCAUCUUGAUAAUUCCCAGCAUUUUGACUGCUGCUAAAUGUCUAUGGAAACUUUCAUUCCAUACUGAGUCAAUGCUCUCAGCAGGCAGCCUGGCAACGGUGUGCCUGCUGGAAGCAGUUGCAUCCUUUGGUACGGCAUCGCUGGUUGUCAUCUGCCUUCCCCAAUAUGACAUCCUGACAAUGGUGUUCAUUUCCAACAGUAUUUGUCUCAUCCCAUCCAUACUACAAGUGAUCUCUCUGAACAUCAGCCAUCGCUUCAAAGUUGCAGCACCUCUGGCCGGGCUUCUCCUUCUCUUGGGUGGCUAUGGUCUAUUUCUCUUUGUCCAGAUUUCCUUUACCUGAGGAGACACGAUGGGAUGUCCUUGGGUCUUGUCAUUUUAUUCUCAGUUUUAACUUCCCUAACCUGGUGGGAGAACUUCAUCUCCAACUGGAAGCAUCCAGUAUUUAGACGUCUGAGAUCUGACGUGGAUAAAUGCAGGAACGUGAUGAGCCUGUGCAUAAGUGUAGUGAGAACUCUUGUUACUGCCUGUGUUGUGGGAGCUUGGAUUCCUCUUCGGGGGCUGGAGUGGGCAACUAUCACUGACGUUGCAUCCCAUGAACUCAGAAUAAUCCUGGGCCUUCUGGGGGUGCAGGCGGGGGCAUCGGUCUUGUGUUCCUGGUUUGGGGGCGUUGCAUGUAAGAUCCACGCUGUGAAGCGAAGCUUUGGUCUCCCUUUGAUCCUCAAUACUCCCGUGGUGCUGGCUGCUUUCCUGUUAGUGUUUAGUGUUCAUUACAAUGAGGUUCUGCAGACAAACAACGGUUUGAAUCUCUCAGAUUUCUGUGCCAGUUCCAUUGGUGUUGCAAAUAAUAUACCUCGUGUGGAGGUCCUGUAUUCAGAAAUCAUUCGCAGCAUCUGCAACCAGAGAGAUAUAGUCAAUGUGCUCAGUGUGAGUUUAGUGGGAGCUGCUGGGGUGUGCUGGUGGGUUGGACUCAUCCUCACAACAAUCUACGUGUGGACCCAGAACGUCAACAGAAUACAGCGGACGUCAGAGACCUUUGUUCGGAGAAUGUACGAAGCUGCCUUCUUGGAACAAUCCAUGCUGCUGAACACAAGGCUUCACAUCAUUCCACAGCGCACAGAGGAGAGCGAUCCAAGGAAAACGAGACGAGAAAAUCUGAUGAUUUAUAUAUGUGCUACCUUAUGGCAUGAAACUGCUGGGGAAAUGCUCCGUUUAAUAUCGUCACUGUUCAGGCUGGACAGAUUCAGGGAAAAGCGCUGGAAGACUUCGGAUAAAAGUGAUGACAGCUUUGACUUUGAAGUCCACGUCAUUUUUGACGACGCCUUCAAGAAUGUUACAGACAAGGAGGCGGGCACCAAGAAGAGAGUGAUUAAUGAAUAUGUUGAGUCACUUAUCAGCGCCAUCGAUGAAACGUACAGAAUAUUUCAGAAAAAUAUCUCGACAAAGUCUUUGGGUGGUAAAGAUGAAAGUUGUGCUUCAGGAAGGAAAGUGAUUUCCACUCCCUAUGGAGGACGACUUUGCUACACUUUACCUUGUGGAAAUGUUCUACACAUCCACCUGAAAGACACACAGUUUGUCCAAAACCGGAAAAGAUGGUCACAGGUGAUGUGUAUGUACUAUCUGCUGGGCUGGAGACUGUACAGGAAGCACUUUGUCUGCCAACAGCUGCAUCCAGAGGAUGUAACUAAAAUACAUGCAAGGCUGGAGACUGAGAAAAAGAACACGUACAUUCUGACUCUGGAUGGAGACACUGAAUUCCAGCCAUCUGCCGUGACUCUGCUGAUCGACAGACUGAGGAGAUACCCUGGAGUUGGAGCAGCUUGUGGACGGAUACACCCAACUGGGUUUGGUCCGAUGGUGUGGUACCAGAAGUUUGAAUAUGCCGUCAGCCACUGGCUCCAGAAGACAGCUGAACACGUGCUGGGCAGUGUGCUGUGCAGUCCAGGUUGUUUCAGCUUGUUCAGAGCCGCAGCCCUAAUGGAUGAAAAUGUUGUGAAAAAGUUUGCGAUGAAGCCCACGACAGCUGUGGAGCAUCUACAGUUUGAUCAAGGUGAAGACCGCUGGCUUUCCCUCCUGCUGCUGCAGCAAGGCUGGAGAAUCGAAUACUGUGCAGGAUCCGACUCCUACACCAACGCCCCUCGGGAUUUCAAGGAGUUCUUCAACCAACGGCGACGUUGGGAUCCUUCAAAAAUAGCAAAUGCCAUUGAGUUGUUGGGUAAUGGAUUUGCAGCUUCAAGGAAAAACCCAUCCGUUUCAAAACCAUUUCUCCUCUACCAGAUCUUAUACUUGAUGGCAACGCUUGUGGGGCCAUCAACCGUCUGUUUUCUGAUUGCAGCUGCUCUGUCGUUCUUCACUGGGUGGAAUUACAACUGGUGCCUGAUAGUUUCAAUGAUCCCUCCAAUAAUUUACCUCAUUAUCUGUUACACGACAACACCCGACACUCAGAUCACAGUGACAGCUGCCUUUACUGUCCUUUAUACCCUGGCAAUGAUUGGCGGAGUUUGUACCGCUUUUAGCAUAAUAAUCAGUGAUGGAACAAUCGUAUCACCAAUUGGUAUUUUCAUUACUGCCCUUGUACUCCUUUACUUCAUCACUGCACUGUUGCACCCAAAUGAACUGCCUCUUGUUCUGUAUGGACUGCUCUAUCUCCUUUGCAUUCCCACUGCCUCCAUGCUGCAACCAAUUUACUCCCUGGCAAACUUGCACGUCACAUCUUGGGGAACGAGAGAGACCAGGGCAAAGGAGCAAAAUGGAAGCGCACCCAAGGAUCGCCACCUGAAAUACAAAAUAGGUCGCUGGUACCUUGAAUGGGUAAUUCAUGGUCGGAAAGCUCAGCAUCCCACUAAAGAGACGAUUGAGAGUACAAAUGAAACAGACAAAGCCACGAAGGAACUGGACUUACCAAUAGAAAACCGCUGGGUCUCUGAGCUGAACGAAACAACAUUCUUUACCGAAGAUUCCCUGGAAGAAGAUGAGACCUUAUUUUGGAGUCAGCUGAUUCAGACGUAUCUACAACCUGUCCAUGAAGAUGCAUGGCAUUCGAAAAUAAUACAGAGAGAACUCCUAUCACUCAAGGACAAGGCUAUCUUCUUGUAUUUGAUGAUUAAUGUGCUCUGGCUGGGAGGAACAUUUCUCCUACAAUUACUUACUGAUGGAAUCGUCAGCCCCAAAAUCAUAAACAAUGGGACAGUUGUGGAGGAUGGGUUUCUCAGGAUACAACCGGUGUCAUUUGCCUUUCUAGCCACCUUUGCAGUUUUAAUCUUCAUUCAGUUUGUGGCGAUGCUCUACCACAGAAUCUACACCUUCAUCCACUUGAUAUCACACAGUUCAACAAACGUGUCUCAGUCACACAACAAAGAUAUUUGGUCUCAGGCUACAGAAGACGGUAACCUGAAGUGGAAGAAAGACUUGAUUAUGCCCCUGAGCCCGGAUGCUACUGAAAUGAGUGAGGACUCGGAGAAACACAGCAAACAGUUCGAGGAUUGAGUUCAGUGAUAAUGGCAACGAGAGCGUCACCAACUACAAUGACCCAGACUGGCUCAGGAAUUAACCAUCACAUUAUCGAAAGGACAGUUUCAUCAUUAGAUAUACCGACCGAUGGAAUCUUGUUGGAUACCAACAGGUACACUAACAAGAAACAAUUUACAUCUUCAAUCAGAUCAAAUUAAAUCAACGAAGAUAGACACAAAAUGCUGGAGUAACUCAGAGGGGCAGGCAGCAAUAAGCAAUAUUUCGGGUCA